Sclerotinia trifoliorum is the source of this 2052-nucleotide messenger RNA. NCBI's taxonomy places the organism in Eukaryota, Fungi, Ascomycota, Leotiomycetes, Helotiales, Sclerotiniaceae. The record is from the annotation of a GenBank genome assembly.
AGAUUCGGUCUGGCUGUCCUCUCAGCCAUUAAUAUUUUUGUUCCAAAUACCUACUCAACACUCUCUUUUCAACUUCUUCACCGAUCAGACCGAACAGAGGACGUUUGCUUUGGAGUUUGUUAGAAUUCUUUCUUCCUUCCAGUCCCUUCAUUUCGGCGACUAGACAUUAUCAAACGGUCUAUUUAUAAACCCUCCGAUUACGAAUUCCUACCUCUGCUUUCGCGCAGACAACCAUCUAGACCACGAUCAAAAAAGAAUAACCUUCGUUUUCGCUGAGAGCAAUCGCAAAUAUGGAUGACAAGAAGAACGAAGAUGUUGAGAUGCGCAAUUUCAAUGGGCGCUCAUCCCCAUCUCAACGCGAUCCUUUUAUAUCCAAGCCAGGGGCAGGAGCCAAAAGAGGAGGUUCUUCCUUUGACCUCUCCAAUGUCACGAAUAGCCCUGGAAUCUCCAUUCUUGCCUACUGUUUGGCAUCAAUUUCUAUGACCGUGACCAACAAAUACUGUGUUUCGGGUUCAAAUUGGAAUUUGAACUUCUUCUAUCUAGCUAUUCAGGUAUGCUUUGGAUGCCAUUCUCUGCGAGGUCUUUACUAACACUACUAGUCUGUCGUAUGUAUCAUCGCGAUUAUCAUCUGCAAACAAGCAGGCUUGAUCACAAAUCUUGCACCAUUUGACACCAAGAAAGCGAAAACAUGUAAGUAUUAAUCUUCUUCCCAGAGCAAGUUUGGCGGCUAAUGCCGAAAUUAGGGUUCCCCAUCUCACUCCUCCUCGUCGGCAUGAUUUACACCAGCACAAAGGCUCUCCAAUUCCUUUCGGUUCCCGUCUACACAAUCUUCAAGAACUUGACAAUCAUUGUGAUCGCAUAUGGUGAGGUUUUGUGGUUUGGAGGAAGUGUCACUCCUUCAGCUCUCUUCUCAUUCGGUCUUAUGGUUCUCAGCUCCGUCGUUGCUGCUUGGGCCGAUAUCCAACACGCUUUGUAUGGAGGUGGUGCUACACAAACCAAGGAGGCUGCCGAUGCUCUGUCUACAUUGAAUGCUGGAUAUGCGUGGAUGGGUAUGAACGUUUUCUGCACUGCAGCAUACGUUUUGUCCAUGCGUAAGGUUAUCAAGAAGAUGAACUUCAAGGAUUGGGACAGUAAGUUUUCCUGCAAUCUUGCAUUUUCUCUAUCAAUUCUAAUUUCGCCUAGCUAUGUUCUACAACAACCUCCUUACUAUCCCUGUCCUCUUCGUUUGCUCGUUCGUUUUCGAAAACUGGUCAUCCGAAAAUCUCACCAAGAACUUCCCACUUGAGACCCGAAACAAUCUCAUUCUCGGCAUGGUCUACUCUGGACUCGCUACUAUCUUCAUAUCAUACUGCUCUGCUUGGUGUAUCCGUGUCACUUCUUCAACAACCUAUUCCAUGGUUGGUGCUCUUAACAAGUUGCCAAUCGCUGUCAGUGGUCUCGUUUUCUUCGCAGCUCCUGUCACAUUCGGAAGUGUUUCCGCCAUUUUCAUCGGUUUCGUCAGUGGUAUCGUUUAUGCAUGGGCAAAGGUUAGACAAAACCUAUCGAAGGGGAGUGUUCUUCCUACAACACAACCAGUUAUGAGCGCAAGUUCCCAGAGCAAUCGUGAUGCUGCAAAGGCAUAAAUAAAUGUCAAUACUCUUAAGUUGAACGGAUUAACGUCACAUCCCACCAAUAGUACCUCACUUCGAGUACUUUUAAUCUAGAAUUCUGAUCAAGAUCUAGAGAAUGACUGACGGCCUUAGCAAUAACAGCUCCCUGGUGUCAAUCCAUCUGAAUUGAGGGGGGCGGGACUAAUGUUUGGAGAUAUAUAUUUGUAUUAUACACUUUUUCUUGUUCGACGUAUGUUAGAUGGAACGGAUUGCCAGAGAUUCUUUACGGACGGUAUUCUUUUACACACCUUCAACCUUAUGCAUAACUUUUAGGUUCUGAAUCAUGGCGUAUGUACGGGACAUGAUGCAUUCAUGAGCAAUGGAUAAUAGAAAUUUGUAGUGUUUUAGGAAUUCAAAAGGUUCAAAAGUUCGUUAAUGUGUUCAGAAGUUUGGUGAUGUGGUC